AUGUAUUUAUCCGUUUUAAUAUCUACCUCUCAACUUCUAUCUAUCUAUCUAUCUAUCUAUCUAUCUAUCUAUCUAUCUAUCUCAUGUAGUUCUUUUUUCCUAUUGUAUUCAACAUCUUGUUUCCCUUUCUUUCUUUCUUUCUUUCUUUCUUUCUUUCUUUCUUAUUAUAUUCACCAUCUCGUUUCGUCUUUCUUUCUUUCUUUCCUAUUAUAUUCAACAUCUCGUUUCCCUUUUCUUUCUUUCAUUCUUCCUUUCUUUCUUUCAUUCUUUCUUUCUUAUUAUAUUCACCAUCUCGUUUCGUCUUUCUUUCUUUCUUUCCUAUUAUAUUCAACAUCUCGUUUCCCUUUUCUUUCUUUCAUUCUUCCUUUCUUUCUUUCAUUCUUUCUUUCAUUCUUUCUUUCUUAUUAUAUUCACCAUCUCGUUUCGUCUUUCUUUCUUUCUUAUUAUAUUCACCAUCUCGUUUCCUCUUUCUUUCUUUUUUUCUUAUUAUAUUCACCAUCUCAGUUUCCCUUUCUUUCUUUCGUAUUAUAUUCGCCUACACCCUGA
Molecule: messenger RNA, 546 nt
Organism: Acanthosepion pharaonis
Lineage: Eukaryota; Metazoa; Mollusca; Cephalopoda; Sepiida; Sepiidae
Source: the annotation of a GenBank genome assembly